Molecule: messenger RNA, 3073 nt
Organism: Oryzias latipes (Japanese medaka)
Lineage: Eukaryota; Metazoa; Chordata; Actinopteri; Beloniformes; Adrianichthyidae
Gene: nt5c2l1
Product: 5'-nucleotidase, cytosolic II, like 1
Molecular function (GO): 5'-nucleotidase activity
Source: RefSeq, a predicted model, not a curated record
GUCAAGACGCGCAGGCGGGCGGAGGAGGCUGGAUCAGAGAGUCCAGCACCUCGACGCUGCGCACGUCAACAAAAAAAACAAACAAAAAGAAAACACUUUAGAGCCACGCCCACACACUUGACCAUUUCUCAUCUCGAUGACCGACAGCUGUCCGCAAAGCUGCUUCACCCAAGAGCCAUGGACAACUUAGCCAGCUCCUCCAGCUGUGAGCCCGCACUGAAAACAGGGUUCGAGAAAAAAAUAUUUGUCAACAGAAGUCUGACUCUUGAAAACAUCAAAUGCUAUGGCUUUGAUAUGGACUACACCUUGGUUGCCUACAAGUCUCCUGACUAUGAAAGCAUGGGCUUUGAGCUACUCAGAGACAGAAUGGUGUCUGUUGGAUACCCGCACGAGAUUCUGCGAUACACGUAUGACCCCAGCUUCCCCACUCGAGGUUUGGUGGUUGACACCAAAUAUGGGAACCUCUUGAAGGUGGAUUCUAACGGCAAUGUGUUGGUGUGCACUCACGGCUUCCGAUUCCUCAGAGGGGAAGACAUCCAGAACUACUACCCCAACAAGUUCAUCCAAAGAGACGAUACAGAGCGUUUCUACAUACUUAACACCCUCUUCAAUCUUUCAGAGACGUACAUCUAUGCCUGCCUGGUAGAUUUCUUCACCAGAUGCAACAGAUAUACAAACCUGCUGAAAGGUUUCCAGCAUGGCGAUUUGUUCAUGUCCUACAGAAGCAUGUUCCAGGACGUUCGAGAUGCCAUGGACUUCAUUCAUGACUCUGGUAUCUUGAAGGAACAAACUAUCAAGAACUUGGAGAAAUACGUUGUCAGAGAUCCAAAUAUUCCUGUGCUUUUAACUCGAAUGAAAGAGGUGGCCAAGGUCUUCCUUGCCACCAACAGUGAUUACAACUACACUGAGGCUAUCAUGAGGUACCUAUUUGAAAGCAAUGUUAAGCCUGGAACUCCAAAACUGCCUUGGCGCUCCUACUUUGACCUUGUUGUCGUGGAUACCAGGAAGCCACUGUUCUUUGGAGAUGGGACCGUGCUGAGACAAGUGGACACUAACACAGGAAAACUGCGCAUUGGGACUUACACCGGCGACCUGCAGCAUGGAACAGUGUACUCUGGAGGUUCUUCAGACACAGUGUGUGAUCUGUUGGGUGUUAAAGGCAAAGACAUCCUUUAUGUUGGCGACCAUAUCUUUGGCGACAUUCUUAAAUCCAAGAAACGGCAGGGAUGGAAGACUUUCCUGGUUGUUCCAGAGCUCACCAAGGAGCUGCAGGUGUGGGAGGAAAAGCAAAACCUCUUCGAAGAACUGAAACGACUGGACGUUUUCUUAGCAGAACUAUACAAGCACCUGGACAGCGGUAGUCGGGGAUGUCCUGACAUUGGAGCAAUUCAGACCAGAAUGAGGGUGCUGACCCACAGAAUGGACAUGUCCUACGGUCAGAUGGGCAGUCUACUGCGCAGCGGCUCUACGCAGACGCUGUUCGCCAGCCAGCUGAUCCGUUACGCAGACCUGUACUCGUCCUCCUGCAUCAAUCUGCUUCACUACCCCUUCAAUUACCUCUUCAUGGCUCCCCCUGUCCUGAUGCCUCACGAAGCUGCUUGUCAAAACUCCGCUGAGGUUGCUUCAACUGAGCUGAGAGUGAAAAACCACGCAGUCGCAACAAACGGAAACUGACUAACAAAAUAAACCGAAGGAGAAAAAAAUAUGUCAACACUUCAUUUAAUUUUUUAUAACCUAAGAGACACAACCGGAGUUUUUUUUUUGAAGAAAGGAUGAAGGUAACUGCGCCUGUGUGGAGAUGAAAGGCUUCUUAAGCGAGUUCUUUACCUCUACAUGGUCAACUUCCGGUCCACAUCUCCACCCCCACAACCUCCUUUGAAAAAAUAUAACUAAACAAUGUCUUUGUGGUGAUUUUAUUAUUGUACGAAUUUAUAAAGAGAAAAUCGUUUAAGUGUGUUUAACAACUAAAGCCUAUUGUUUAAAAAUGUUUCCAAAAAUUUAAAAUUAAAAAACAGAUCGGGGAAAUAACGCUCCUUUACAAGACUCACUGCUCCCUCUGCUGGACAUUAGUUGUUAUGACAUCUAAAUGUUACAAAACAUGUUGCAAUUGGAAUAAAAACAAAAACAAAUCCAGGGUUAAUUUAAAUAGAGUGAACACUUUUAGGAUUGUGAGUAUAAGUUAGAUUCAAGUUGUUCUUUUCAGGAAAUUUUACUUUUUUACUGCUUUAUUAACUCUAUUACUUUUGUUACGGAAUAAAAUAAAUAUCCAUUUUAAUAUAUAAAACAGUUGCGAAAUAUAAAAAAAAAAUCUAAAAGUAAUUGGAAUGCAUUUGUGGUUUUUCGCCAUGCGGGUUCUAGUUGAACUUCAUAAUCAGCCCGCUAGAUGGCACUCAAUCCAUCUGCAGCAAAAUUGAUCAAUGCCUGUUUGAGCAGGAUUAUAUCACAUUUCUUGCAAUAAUAUCAGCCUUACACAUCACUGCGUAAUUUAUUUAUAUUUUUCACAAUAAUGUUAAUUGAUUUCAUGUGAGACUGAAUAAGGCUUGUUGUUUUUUGUUAAGCUGCUCCAUAGAUCCCUGAAACACAUCGUUCUACUUUACACUUAUCGAAGAGGCAAUACAGGUUAAAAUGAGGAGCUUCUGUCCAAAUCUAAAAAACGCUGAUAUGAUCAGUUGUGAUAUUUAUACAAUACAUACAGCAACACAAACACACACGCACAAUUUGGUCUGUCAGGUAAUGAUUCAGCCAGUGCCGCGAACACACACAUGCAUUCCCUGUUCCUAACAGCAUGAUGUCACAGCUCAUGUGAUUGCAUAUUAUAUUUUUACCUUGGAGGAAAUAGUCUUCUCUUCUUGCAGAACUGAGGAGGGACGUUUUCCUGUUGUGCUCCUGCACAAAUGCACGGCUUGUUCACGCAUGGCUCUGUAUUUCUGCGCCUUUUUGCUGGUUUCAGCUUUUUUGCCCUUUCCAGCAUCAGAAUACUAAAAGCAGAAAACAACCAUUCUUUAAGGGAAUGUGAAUAAAUGUGAUGUGAAUGAAUCUUAAUUUAAAAAAAUAAAAGACGACUGAAGCAUAA